Messenger RNA from Mastomys coucha (southern multimammate mouse), 2572 nucleotides. RefSeq names its product transmembrane serine protease 2 (gene Tmprss2). Gene Ontology annotation, cellular component: membrane. Lineage: Eukaryota; Metazoa; Chordata; Mammalia; Rodentia; Muridae. Gene Ontology annotation, molecular function: protein binding; serine-type endopeptidase activity. Bases 251 to 1735 code for a protein of 494 amino acids. The transcript has 14 exons. The record is from RefSeq and is a predicted model, not a curated record. Gene Ontology annotation, biological process: proteolysis; acrosome reaction.
AUUUAAGCGAGAACUGGAGUAGGUCGUGUACUUGGAGCGGACGAGGAAGCCUUAGAGCUCGGACGGAGGCGGAGAGGGGCGGGAGCGCAGCUGGUGAGCAGCGCGCCGGACAAGCUCCGGGUCCCGGCUCGGGAAAGGAAAAGUGGGGGUGACCUGAGUCCGUCCGGCGGUGCCCGGCCUGGGCGCCCAGGGUACAGGUCACCUGGAGGAAGCCACAUACUGACCUCCUCAUGCUGCUGACACAGGCAGGAUGGCGUUGAACUCAGGGUCACCUCCAGGAAUCGGACCUUACUAUGAGAACCACGGGUAUCAGUCUGAACACAUCUAUCCCCCGAGGCCACCCGUGGCUCCCAAUGGCUACAACCUGUAUCCAGCCCAGUGCUACCCAUCUCCAGUGCCCCAGUAUGCUCCAAGGGUUACGACGCAAGCCUCAACACCUGCCAUCCACAUACAGCCCAAGUCCUCAGGAACACUGUGCACCUCAAAGUCUAAGAAGUCGCUGUGUGUCGCCCUUGCCCUGGGCACUGUCCUCGCGGGUGCUGCUGUGGUUGCUGGCUUGCUUUGGAAGUUCUUACCAGGGGACAGCAAGUGCUUUACAUCCGAGAUGGAGUGUGGGUCUUCAGGCACAUGCAUCAGCUCUUCUCUCUGGUGUGACGGGGUAUCACACUGUCCCAACGGAGAAGACGAGAACCGGUGUGUUCGCCUCUACGGACCAAGCUUCACCCUCCAGAUUUACUCAUCUCAGAGGAAAGCCUGGUAUCCCGUAUGCCAGGAUGAUUGGAGUGAGAGCUAUGGGAGAGCGGCAUGCAAAGACAUGGGAUACAAGAACAAUUUUUAUUCUAGCCAGGGGAUACCAGACCACAGCGGGGCAACGAGCUUUAUGAAGCUGAAUGUGAGCGCAGGCAAUAUCGACCUCUAUAAAAAACUCUACCACAGUGACUCAUGUUCAUCCCGCCUGGUGGUUUCUCUGCGCUGUAUAGAAUGUGGGGUUCGCUCACAUUCUGUGAGACGCCAGAGCAGGAUUGUGGGUGGAUCGAACGCUGCCCCAGGAGAGUGGCCCUGGCAGGUCAGCCUGCAUGUCCAAGGCAUCCAUGUCUGCGGAGGCUCCAUCAUCACCCCUGAGUGGAUAGUGACGGCCGCCCACUGUGUGGAAGAACCCCUUAGCAGCCCGAGGUACUGGACAGCAUUUGCAGGAAUUUUGAAGCAGAAUCUCAUGUUCUAUGGAAAUAGACACCAGGUAGAAAAAGUGAUUCCCCAUCCAGGUUACGAUUCUCAGACCAAGAAUAACGACAUUGCUCUCAUGAAGCUGCAGACGCCUCUGGCUUUUAAUGAUGUAGUGAAACCAGUGUGUCUGCCAAACCCAGGCAUGAUGCUCGACCUAAACCAGGAGUGCUGGAUUUCCGGGUGGGGGGCCACCUAUGAGAAAGGGAAGACCUCGGACAUACUGAAUGCUGCCAUGGUGCCUUUGAUCGAGCCCUCCAAAUGUAAUAGUAAAUAUGUAUACAACAACCUAGUCACACCCGCCAUGAUCUGUGCCGGCUUCCUCCAGGGCUCUGUGGACUCUUGCCAGGGAGACAGUGGAGGGCCGCUGGUUACUUCGAAGAAUGGGAUCUGGUGGCUGAUUGGGGACACGAGCUGGGGCUCAGGCUGUGCCAAGGCAUACAGACCUGGAGUAUAUGGGAACGUGACAGUAUUUACAGAUUGGAUCUACCAGCAAAUGAGGGCGAACAGCUAAUCCACGUGGCUUCGUCCCGACUUCCUUUGUCUUCAACAACCUUCUGCAAGAAAACCGAGGGACUGAUUUUUAACUUCCUGUGCACAAUGUACUUUUAUUAAACAGUGACUUGUCUGACUGUGCUCCUUGGUCCUGUGCGGGCUUCAGUGCCCCACCCCCAGGCCACUUCUGCAGCUCCCACCAGAAAGGAUGACCAGAUCCUGUUGGGUUUGGCCGCAUAGGGUCAAAUGCAGAAGAGGGUGGCACUCUUAUGCUGGGAGUUUCUUUUGGCUCAUUCUCAGGCCUUUUUUUGGAUGAGUAAAGACUAUGAGCUCUGAGUAGCCUGAUGACCUGAGAAAGAGUAGGGAGGCCAGGCAGGACCUUGGGCCCAGGGACAGGUCCCUUGAGAGUGAGAGCUACCCAAUUGCCUGUGGCCUAGAUCCACUGUGCAGUUUGGACUGGUCAUGCUAUGAUGAAUUCAUUACCAGCCUGGGUGAACAUGGCUGGGAGUAAAAGGCUUGCUCUACUGCAUGUUGACAUGACAGCCAUUUCCAAGGGUGACUGAGCCUCUGCCAGGCUGAGGGUCUAGGCAGAGCCCUCAGAUUGAGAAGCUAGGGCUGACACGUCCCUUGGGUGAGCUCUACAUGGUGUCAUUCAGUCUGGUUCUUGGCUCCCCACCACUGUUUCUCUCAGCCUCUCAGAGCCUGAAACUUACCUCUUAGGUUUAGCUACAGGCAAGGCCUAGAACCUGAUGGAGCCUGUUUAGCUCAGCUAGGAGGCUGAGGUCCGACAGCAUCAGGGACUUGUGAUUCCGGUCACCUUGCUUCCGGGUCGCGUUUCUUCUAUUACUACCUCACC